AUGUAUGGUCUCCAGCGAGCUACUAGACGGCUAUUGCGCCAGUCUAUGAGAUCCAGCAGCAGAGCUACAUUCGCACCUAUUGGAUCAAUCGCCCAACUACACCAACAAGGACCCUCUCGCUCCGCCGUUGUCCACGAACAAGCUAUCCCGCAAAGCCAGACAACAGUGGAAACGCCGUCAUUUCUUUUACAGGCUCAACCUCAGCCAGACUCGGCCCACGCAAACAAUGAUAUGAUCAAACUCGAUUCCAUAAUCUCGCAAAUCCCACUCGUCCAAACUCUCCGCGCCUCCCACAACUCUUACAAAGAAUCCCGUCCUCACCUCGCCAUCUCUCCGGCAAUCCGCCAGCACCACUUCGUUGGUGGAAGUCUUGCUGGGCCCGGAAAGCUAGCAUUGACACCCUAUAUGUGGACAUCUUCCCAGAAGGCCGAAUCGAAAGGAAAAGCGAAAACUAGCAGUGUUGUUUCGGUUUUCCAUAUUGGUCGUGAUCUAUGCGGUCACCCAGGCUUCGUACAUGGCGGUCUUCUGUCUGUCCUUUUUGAUGAGGUCUUUGCUCGUUGUGUUUCCGCUGCAUUCCCCAGUGGCCUUGGAAUGACGGCUAAUCUCAAUGUGGAUUUCCGGAAGCCCGCGCUGCCGGAUCAUAUGUAUGUUCUCCAGGCGGAGACUGUGAAGGUCGAUGGACGGAAGGCUUGGGUCCAGGGUUGCAUGACUUAUUUCCCUGUUCAUUUGCCCGUUCCACUUGAUGCGAAGAAGGUUAGCCCCGAUCAGAGUCUCCUGAGAGAGGAUGCUGAAGGGGCGGUUAUGGUUGCUGAGGCUAAGGCUUUGUUUGUUGAGCCUAAGUUCGCGGAUUCCAUGGUUUCAGUUUAUCGGACUUGA
This is a messenger RNA of Penicillium argentinense, 876 nucleotides long. Its product is annotated as PaaI family thioesterase. The coding region runs from base 1 to 876 and encodes 291 amino acids. NCBI's taxonomy places the organism in Eukaryota, Fungi, Ascomycota, Eurotiomycetes, Eurotiales, Aspergillaceae. The record is from RefSeq and is a predicted model, not a curated record. The transcript has 2 exons.